UUCAAAGGUAGUUACCUCAGAAACCGUUGCUGGUGAAGAAGUCAAAAGUGCAGUUGUCAAGACCUUGGAGUUAAAUUUUUUGUCGAAAUCGAAGUCAGGUGAAUCAGGAAUAGCGAGAAGAAUGGAAGAACGUUUGCUCAUGAGACUGGUGGUUGGACAGUUGCUGCUGGUUGUCGUAUCCUCAGCAGCUCCACAAGCACAGUAUCAACUUCGUCGUCCAGUUCAGACGAAUGCGCAAACACGUACCUUUCCCCAAAACACACUGGGUAGACAUACAGGUCCACAAACGCAAUUUCAAUUUCGGCGUCCAAUUCAGAUGGGUGCACAGGCCCGCAGUUUCCUUCCAAACCGUGUGAACGCAAAGAGAGGUUAUACAGCUGGACGUUACCCACCUCUCCCAUCCAGAACAGGGGCACAGUUACCGGCUGACAACAGGAAUUUUAUCCCCAAUAGAUUUGACAUUCCAGCGAGUGUUAUACACAAAAAGCCUGGAUCAUCAGUAGGGUGUGUUGGGGUUGAUCCUUGUGGAUUACUUCCCCCCUAUUCUUCACCAGCUCUCCCACAUGCUCCCCCUCUGCUACCUUACACCGGAUUCCCCCCACCACCUGUCCCAUACGGCCCCCAGGGGUACGCUCAAUCAGCCCCCAUGGCUCCCAAUGGGUAUGGUAUGCACUCAAUCAACACCAUGGCUCAGGAUGCAGCGGCAGCAAUGGCCGCUAAAUUAAAACUUCUUGGUGGGACACAUCCUGAGAAAAAAUUCGUGCCACAUCUUCCUCCCAUGGGGAGACCACAGCCGGGAAAACCUCCUUAUAACCCUCCACCUCCGGCUCCCGAGCCACCAGCAGCAGCAGCAUUUGCCCCAGGGCUGCCAGGCCAGCUGCCAUAUCAGCAGCCAUUUGGCUACAAUCAACAAGGCAUGCCUCCUCAAACAGCUGAAUUCGGCGCCCAACCGGCUCCCGGGUUUGCUCAGCCGGUAGCGCCUCCGAUGCAAGGAAGCUUCGCUGAUCAGCAACCUCUACCGGCGCCAGCUACUUUUCCCCAGGACCAGGCCCCUGCAUUUACCCCUCAGCAGCCCUUGUCCACGGGACCUCAACAGGUAGAAACACCACAGCUGGUUAACAAUGAUGACCCUCAAGUGCCUUUUUCAGCUGAGAUGAAUCAAACCCCUGCGUUUAAUGAUCCAGGACAACAAAUGGCACCUAAUGGCUCUUUUGACUUGGCAAAGAAGAGAAUGAUGGCUUUGAAACUAAAAGGUCAAAUGAAGAGAUUUGGAGUUCCAAGACCAGUACAGAAAUCCAGGCUGGCACCCAAGCCCUUGUUCAAACGACAUUUCUAAUAUAAUUUCUAAACAAAUGAUGAUUUAAACCUGAGUAAAUCUAAUUUAAUAAAUCUAAAAUAUAUGACGCUUUUCAUUCAUGA
Molecule: messenger RNA, 1419 nt
Organism: Pocillopora verrucosa
Lineage: Eukaryota; Metazoa; Cnidaria; Anthozoa; Scleractinia; Pocilloporidae
Product: actin-binding protein WASF2-like
Source: RefSeq, a predicted model, not a curated record